Molecule: messenger RNA, 1320 nt
Organism: Rhagoletis pomonella (apple maggot)
Lineage: Eukaryota; Metazoa; Arthropoda; Insecta; Diptera; Tephritidae
Exons: 1
Coding region: 1-1320 (439 amino acids)
Source: RefSeq, a predicted model, not a curated record
AUGACUCAACGUACAGUCUUCGGUUGGACGCUGUUUGGCAGUGUUGAUGGAAUCGAAUCUGCUCCGUCGCAUCUGCAGUCGAUGCAUUGCAACGUUCAUCUGGACAGAGCGCUUACCCGAUUGUGGGAGCUGGAAGAAGCACCACAAAAGACCCAUCUCACUUGCGAAGAGCGUCAUUGUGAAGAAUUUUUCGAAGCAACGCACCGCAGAGCACCGGACGGUCGAUUUAUAGUUGAGCUGCCACUAAAAUCUGAUGUUCCAUUGGGAGAUUCGCGAAAUAAUGCUGUUCGAAACCUACUGCGAAUUGAGAGAAGACUUGCACGGGACGAAGACUUACGCCAGCGCUACAAUGAGUUCAUGCAGGAGCUCAUCGAGAUGAAACAUAUGGAGCUUGCACCAGAAUCAUCAAACCAGACGUUUUACAUGCCGCACCAUCCUGUUGUAAAGGAGUCCAGUCUCACGACUAAGCUAAGGGUUGUGUUCAACGCAUCCGCUAAAUCUGCCACCGGAAACUCGUUGAAUGACGCCUUAUUUGUAGGUUUUCAAUUGCAGCAAGAUUUGUUUUCGAUUCUAACGCGUUUCAGAACGCACCGCUAUGCAGUAACCGCGGAUAUCGCAAAAAUGUACCGCCAAGUCUGCGUAUCGCCGAAACAUGUAGACUUACAACGAAUUGUCUGGCGUCGUGAUCCAUCUUUGCCCAUGCAGGAUUAUCGAAUGUUGCGUGUGACUUACGGUGUGGCAGCUGCGUCCCACCUUGCAGUCAAAUCGCUACAACAAACCGCAAAAUGUUCGUCGAACGUUUCUGAGAAAGCUGCUUCCGUCAUCCUCAAUGAUUUUUACAUGGACGACCUCCUCACUGGUACAGCUUCCAAAGCAGAGCUGCUACUUUUGCAACGAAACAUAUCCGGAAUACUCCAGCAAGGUGGCUUUGAGGUCCGAAAGUGGGCGUCGAACUGUGCGGAGUUUAGCGAAUAUAUUUCGAACGCGUCGAAGACUAUAUCGCACUAUCUAGUCGAGGGUAAAGAUGUUCACGCUUUGGGCUUAAUGUGGAACACCGAGGACGAUUUCUUGACGUUCACAGUUAACAUGACAAAACCGCCCGCUGCCUUAACGAAGAGAACUUUUUUAUCGGAUGCCAGCACGCUUUUCGACCCGCUGGGACUGCUUUCUCAAGCGACGAUAAGAUCAAAGAUGUGGUUUCAGGAGAUCUGGCGCCAUAACGUUGGUUGGGAUGACCUUAUUCCUGACUCCAUUGCAACAAAAUGGUUGGAGCAUCGAUCGGAGCUGAAGCUACUUUCAAAUUUCGCUGGCUUGGUCUAG